AUGUUCUUCCUCGCAGUGGCCGCUUUCAGCUUGCUUCCCUGGUCGGUAGCAGGGAAGAUGGCCGUCGUGCGAACCUUCGCGACCAGUCAGGAGGUCGCGGAUCUGAUGCAGUCCUACACGGAGUGGGAGUCGACCAUGCCGUGCGCAAGUCCUGGCCAGAGCAGCACGGUAGACCUGAUCUUGGUUUACAGCAAGGAUCUCGCCACGGACUCCACGGCCACGGCCGCAGUCCAAUCCUAUGAGUCAGGCUUCGCGCAGAAUGAGCACUGGACCGGCUGCUUCGGAGGCAUCAAAAACUUUUCCGCCAAGCUUGCCCCAGAGGAAGACCACUACGACGACCAGGGCUAUGCAAUGAACAGGCACUGGGUCUCAGGUCCCAACAUGGUGUUUCAGCACGUUGUGGAGGCCAUGUUCUCCGGAGCCUUUGCCGGUGAGUACGACAGCUUCUUCUGGAUGGAGAUGGAUGCCGUUCCUGUGAAGGCAAACUGGCUAGACAAGUUUGUGGAAGAGGCCGCAGAGAUGCCUGCCAUGAACAUGGCCAUCCGUGGCAGCCUCUACGAGGGAGCCAACUGGCAAAUGUUCUCACAUAUGAUGCCAUCCUACUUGCUGAACCACAUCAACGGCAAUGCCAUCUACAACCUGCAGCACCCGUGGACGAAGUUCCUGUUCGACACUUUCACUGCAGAGGGCAAUGCCGACUUGAUUGAGGAGAUGGCCUUCGACACCGUGUACUCAGCCAUCACGGCAGCUGCCAUGGAGGGCUCCAACGUAAUGCUUGCAGCAGCAUGGGCAGCUAGCAACGGCUCGACCAUGACCUACAGCUCUGACACUGAGCUGAUCCGAAACUAUGCCAACACCUUGCUGAACAGCAGCUACGACAUCGGGGCGUACAUUCGCCACGGAUCGAGGCAUAACAUCUUGGAGAGUUUGGCGGGUGACAUGGUCACGCUUGGUGUUCUUUCCAUUGAUGGUCAGAACGACCGCAUGCUGAGCAGCCUGUCAACCAAUCACCCCUUCAAGAAGGUCCUCAUGCUGACGCACUACCCAGUGACGACGUCCACCCAGACCAUCGAGGCGCCAGGCGGCGCUGUGACGCUGACCAUCGAGGAGGCUGAAAGCAGCCCACUCAUGCACAUGUGCGAGGUGGCGGACAAGGUGACGACACCAUGGUUUGCCUUGGCAACCAACCUGCACCACAUCAAUGCGCCGGUGAGUGUGCUCACGAGCAUGGGCGAGCCAGUGAUGCCGUAUCUCCUGGCCACUUCCCCCUACUGCGCCAGUCGUCCUGACUGCAAAGCGGCCUUGGAUCAGGCGGAUGAGCUUUUUGGCAUCUCGCUGAACUACCACCAUGACUCGAACGAGGUGCUCUUUAGAACUUCCGAUGCCACGAGCUUUUGUGCUGCCUGGAUGACUGCCGCUGGCAACAAGACUGUCGAGACUUGCGAAAUGGUCUUCGGGCCCACCGCAGACGACUUCGUGGCUUGGCAGAUUGCCGUGGGCAUGAACGUCACGGGUUUGCCGAAAGACAAGACACGCUAUGGCUGGAGGCCUUGGACGACCCUGUGGGCUCCAAUGCCUGUGGAUGAAAGAAAUUGCUCGACCACCGUCUAUGGUGAAAAGGAGUACCUGGAGUCGCUCGCCUUCAUCCCGAAUUGCAGCGUCUAUGUGGAGAAUGCUUCCGCCUGCGAUGCUGACACCAUGUGUUAUUGGAGGCCCAUGUUCGAGACGGGCAUUUGUGCCACGCAGUCGACGGGCACGAACAUGAUCGUGAACAUCACUGCUGAAUUCAUCCUCGACUCGACCUGGGCUAAUCUACCGGAAGCUUCCGCAGGGGGUGCAGACUUCGCCGGCCUGAAGACGAACAACCUCGAGCUUCGACCGCUGCAAGCACACCAUGGUGAACGCACAGCGGAAACAGCGCGGCUCGGAUCUUCGACCAUGGGGAUGUUCUUCCUCGCAGUGGCCGCUUUCAGCUUGCUUCCCUGGUCGGUAGCAGGGAAGAUGGCCGUCGUGCGAACCUUCGCGACCAGUCAGGAGGUCGCGGAUCUGAUGCAGUCCUACACGGAGUGGGAGUCGACCAUGCCGUGCGCAAGUCCUGGCCAGAGCAGCACGGUAGACCUGAUCUUGGUUUACAGCAAGGAUCUCGCCACGGACUCCACGGCCACGGCCGCAGUCCAAUCCUAUGAGUCAGGCUUCGCGCAGAAUGAGCACUGGACCGGCUGCUUCGGAGGCAUCAAAAACUUUUCCGCCAAGCUUGCCCCAGAGGAAGACCACUACGACGACCAGGGCUAUGCAAUGAACAGGCACUGGGUCUCAGGUCCCAACAUGGUGUUUCAGCACGUUGUGGAGGCCAUGUUCACCGGAGCCUUUGCCGGUGAGUACGACAGCUUCUUCUGGAUGGAGAUGGAUGCCGUUCCUGUGAAGGCAAACUGGCUAGACAAGUUUGUGGAAGAGGCCGCAGAGAUGCCUGCCAUGAACAUGGCCAUCCGUGGCAGCCUCUACGAGGGAGCCAACUGGCAAAUGUUCUCACAUAUGAUGCCAUCCUACUUGCUGAACCACAUCAACGGCAAUGCCAUCUACAACCUGCAGCACCCGUGGACGAAGUUCCUGUUCGACACUUUCACUGCAGAGGGCAAUGCCGACUUGAUUGAGGAGAUGGCCUUCGACACCGUGUACUCAGCCAUCACGGCAGCUGCCAUGGAGGGCUCCAACGUAAUGCUUGCAGCAGCAUGGGCAGCUAGCAACGGCUCGACCAUGACCUACAGCUCUGACACUGAGCUGAUCCGAAACUAUGCCAACACCUUGCUGAACAGCAGCUACGACAUCGGGGCGUACAUUCGCCACGGAUCGAGGCAUAACAUCUUGGAGAGUUUGGCGGGUGACAUGGUCACGCUUGGUGUUCUUUCCAUUGAUGGUCAGAACGACCGCAUGCUGAGCAGCCUGUCAACCAAUCACCCCUUCAAGAAGGUCCUCAUGCUGACGCACUACCCAGUGACGACGUCCACCCAGACCAUCGAGGCGCCAGGCGGCGCUGUGACGCUGACCAUCGAGGAGGCUGAAAGCAGCCCACUCAUGCACAUGUGCGAGGUGGCGGACAAGGUGACGACACCAUGGUUUGCCUUGGCAACCAACCUGCACCACAUCAAUGCGCCGGUGAGUGUGCUCACGAGCAUGGGCGAGCCAGUGAUGCCGUAUCUCCUGGCCACUUCCCCCUACUGCGCCAGUCGUCCUGACUGCAAAGCGGCCUUGGAUCAGGCGGAUGAGCUUUUUGGCAUCUCGCUGAACUACCACCAUGACUCGAACGAGGUGCUCUUUAGAACUUCCGAUGCCACGAGCUUUUGUGCUGCCUGGAUGACUGCCGCUGGCAACAAGACUGUCGAGACUUGCGAAAUGGUCUUCGGGCCCACCGCAGACGACUUCGUGGCUUGGCAGAUUGCCGUGGGCAUGAACGUCACGGGUUUGCCGAAAGACAAGACACGCUAUGGCUGGAGGCCUUGGACGACCCUGUGGGCUCCAAUGCCUGUGGAUGAAAGAAAUUGCUCGACCACCGUCUAUGGUGAAAAGGAGUACCUGGAGUCGCUCGCCUUCAUCCCGAAUUGCAGCGUCUAUGUGGAGAAUGCUUCCGCCUGCGAUGCUGACACCAUGUGUUAUUGGAGGCCCAUGUUCGAGACGGGCAUUUGUGCCACGCAGUCGACGGGCACGAACAUGAUCGUGAACAUCACUGUGCCUCCAACCACAACGACUGAAGAAUAUCUCCCAGAGAUAUCUAAGGCUUGUGGUACUAUGGCCGUUAUCGGUGCAGUUUUGGCUCUGUGCAGGGCUACUAUUGCCUGA
Symbiodinium sp. CCMP2592 is the source of this 3834-nucleotide messenger RNA. Lineage: Eukaryota; Dinophyceae; Suessiales; Symbiodiniaceae. The record is from the annotation of a GenBank genome assembly.